This is a messenger RNA of Papilio machaon (common yellow swallowtail), 1214 nucleotides long. RefSeq lists its product as uncharacterized. NCBI's taxonomy places the organism in Eukaryota, Metazoa, Arthropoda, Insecta, Lepidoptera, Papilionidae. Gene Ontology annotation, biological process: protein ubiquitination. The coding region runs from base 1 to 1113 and encodes 370 amino acids. Gene Ontology annotation, molecular function: ubiquitin-protein transferase activity; zinc ion binding. The transcript has 4 exons. The record is from RefSeq and is a predicted model, not a curated record.
AUGCCGAAUACUAGACGUAGAAAAUUUUCAGUGAAACAAAAUUUAAAACCGAACGAAGUCACACAAUCACAAAAUGUCACAAACACAGUUCAAGUAAAUAUGUUAUAUGAUAAUAUAUGUAACACAAGUUUAACUACAUCUGGAGAUCAAACAGUUCAGAAUACGUCAAACGGUGACGAAAACCAAACAGAAUCUAUAAAUUCAAACGUAGUUUCAUUAGUAGACAAAAGUGCUGUACUUUUAGUGGAUAAAGAUGUAUUAGUUAGUCUAAGCAAGGAAGAUUUAAGUAACAAUUCCAACAUUGGAACACCAUGUUGUGAUAAAUCUAUAAAUAUACGUACAGCAGAUACAACAAAAUUACCUGAAUCUAGUAAACAAAGAAAUAAUACUCGGAGAGAAAGAUAUGCGAGGCAACACAAAAUUAAAAUAAGAAAUCCAAGGCGAAGAAUUCUACCACACGACAAAAUAUCUCUUAGUCAAUCUGAAGGAACUAAUACAGAUAUUUGUAGAUCAACAUUUGAGAAACCAAAUGAAGAAGCCGUCUCAGAUGGAUACCCUAAUAUAGAAAGAGGAAGUGAUAACUCUAUUGAGGAUAUGUGUCGUAUUUGCCACGGAGGAGACAUGUUUUGUCAAGAGCUUGGCGAUCUGAUAUCUGCUUGUUCUUGCCGAGGAACUGUUGGCAGAGUCCACGUGAGAUGCUUGGAACGGUGGUUGACAGAAUCUGGCAAGUCCAGGUGUGAAUUAUGCGGGAUCCGAUAUGUAACCCGACGAGUCCAUCGAUACGGUGUACCGAGAUCACUCGUUAUGUGGAUUUUAAGUCAAAAUGCUAAACAGUUAAUGGUGGACACAUUGGGUAUAGUAUUAAUGUCUCCACUCGCUGUGCUAGCAGCGUGGCUCUCGGGCAAAACGUUUGCUGCGCUGAUCUCUCAGGAGAACCACACAUCGCCUGCGCCCUGGCCACUUGCUUCGACAUUCGUCCUGGCCUGUAUGACCCUUGUUUGCUACUAUUGCUGGAUAGUAUCGGCGACGACCCGCCACACUCUGAGCUGGUGGAUUUGGUACCGGGCGCAGUACGAAGUGAGACUACAACUGCACGGCGAUAGUGAAGAAUGAACAUGUCUUGUGGUAUUCAUCUUUCUUUGUAACUGUUGACGCGAAACUAUAUUAUAUGGUACAUGGAAAUAUUAAACAUAAGGAAAUUUUGUAAUAAAUGA